AUGCCAAUCCCUAGGUCCCAAGUCCAACUCAGCCCCCAGAACCUGGGGAAAGCUCUCGCCGCGGCCUGCCACGGCACGGGGGAACGGGUUGCGGGUGAGCGAACCUGGAAGCUGAAGCUUGCUAAGGUCACGGGUGGGCCCGUGCCCGGAAAAGACCAGAAACGGACGAUACUCCACUAUUUCGCACCUGUCGCGGCUGUGGCCUCAGGCCACACUUUGCUCGGCUACGGGUCCAGCCGCCGAAACCGAAAGCUCAAUCGGAGGAAAAAGGCUCGUUUUGAUAGCUUCACAUCGAACCUCCGAAUACCGCCCGCCAUCUAG
This is a messenger RNA of Colletotrichum costaricense, 321 nucleotides long. RefSeq lists its product as uncharacterized. Lineage: Eukaryota; Fungi; Ascomycota; Sordariomycetes; Glomerellales; Glomerellaceae. The record is from RefSeq and is a predicted model, not a curated record. The transcript has 2 exons. The coding region runs from base 1 to 321 and encodes 106 amino acids.